Euleptes europaea (tarantolino) is the source of this 1416-nucleotide messenger RNA. It is a transcript of the gene PSMC1, whose product is annotated as proteasome 26S subunit, ATPase 1. Bases 68 to 1390 code for a protein of 440 amino acids. NCBI's taxonomy places the organism in Eukaryota, Metazoa, Chordata, Lepidosauria, Squamata, Sphaerodactylidae. The record is from RefSeq and is a predicted model, not a curated record. Gene Ontology annotation, molecular function: ATP hydrolysis activity; proteasome-activating activity; ATP binding. Gene Ontology annotation, biological process: proteasome-mediated ubiquitin-dependent protein catabolic process. The transcript is spliced from 11 exons. Gene Ontology annotation, cellular component: proteasome regulatory particle, base subcomplex.
CUCGCUUCCUGGUCCGUCAUUUGUGCGCGACGCCUCAACUUCCGGUGGCCGGCUGUGAGUGAGCAGAAUGGGUCAAAGCCAGAGUGGAGGACAUGGUCCUGGGGGUGGCAAAAAGGAUGACAAGGAUAAGAAGAAGAAAUAUGAGCCCCCUGUUCCAACUAGAGUGGGGAAAAAGAAGAAGAAAACUAAGGGACCAGAUGCUGCCAGCAAGCUUCCACUGGUAACUCCUCACACCCAGUGCCGACUCAAACUGUUGAAGCUGGAACGAAUUAAAGAUUACCUCCUGAUGGAGGAAGAAUUUAUUAGGAACCAGGAACAGAUGAAACCAUUAGAAGAAAAACAAGAGGAAGAGAGAUCCAAGGUGGACGAUCUGAGAGGGACCCCAAUGUCUGUAGGGACUCUGGAGGAGAUAAUUGAUGACAAUCAUGCCAUAGUGUCUACAUCUGUGGGAUCAGAGCACUAUGUCAGUAUUCUUUCCUUCGUUGACAAGGAUUUGCUAGAGCCAGGAUGUUCAGUUCUACUUAACCACAAGGUCCACGCUGUGAUAGGAGUUCUGAUGGAUGACACAGAUCCUUUAGUGACUGUGAUGAAGGUAGAAAAAGCCCCACAGGAGACCUAUGCGGAUAUUGGUGGCUUAGAUAACCAGAUUCAAGAAAUCAAGGAGUCUGUGGAGCUCCCUUUGACCCAUCCUGAGUAUUAUGAAGAGAUGGGUAUAAAGCCACCCAAAGGAGUAAUUUUGUAUGGGCCUCCUGGCACAGGUAAAACUCUAUUAGCCAAAGCAGUGGCAAACCAGACCUCUGCCACAUUUCUGAGAGUGGUUGGUUCUGAGCUUAUACAGAAGUACCUGGGGGAUGGUCCCAAGCUUGUCCGAGAGUUGUUUCGAGUAGCGGAGGAGCAUGCCCCUUCGAUCGUCUUCAUCGAUGAAAUUGAUGCCAUUGGUACCAAAAGGUAUGACUCCAAUUCAGGAGGUGAAAGGGAGAUCCAGCGGACGAUGCUGGAGUUGCUGAACCAGUUAGAUGGGUUUGACUCCCGCGGAGAUGUAAAAGUGAUCAUGGCCACUAACAGAAUAGAAACGCUGGACCCAGCCUUAAUCAGGCCAGGGCGUAUUGAUAGAAAAAUCGAAUUUCCUCUUCCUGACGAAAAAACCAAAAAGCGCAUCUUUCAGAUUCACACCAGCAGGAUGACUUUGGCAGAUGACGUUACUCUGGAUGAACUGAUUAUGGCUAAAGAUGAUCUCUCUGGUGCCGAUAUUAAGGCAAUUUGCACAGAAGCUGGCUUGAUGGCUCUGAGAGAACGGAGGAUGAAAGUCACAAAUGAAGACUUCAAAAAAUCGAAAGAAAAUGUUCUCUAUAAGAAACAAGAGGGCACCCCAGAGGGCCUCUACCUUUAAUUCCUUUCUCACUUUUUUUUGGGGGG